AAUGACGUUCGUCAUCGUAGGUCGAGCUGAUCAAGCAAAUAAAGUCUAUAAGUACUCCGUGCCGAGGCUCAACGUUUCACUCCCAGGCGAGCAAUCAAAACAUAUCAUGUGGUGUGCACUAUUCCUUGUGUUCCUCGCAGGUGCAGCGAACGCAGAGCAAUUCCAAGCAUGGAAAACGGACACGGAAUAUUUAUACAUCGUUCGAGGAAGGACUUUAGCAGCACUUAACGACGUAGAGGACCACUACACCGGUAUAAUAUUGAAAGCAAUGUUAACCAUCCGCCCGAAAAGCAUGGACACGUUGCAGGCGAAGGUGUGGAAGGCCCGGUAUGCUCGGAUUCAUACUAAUUUGCAGGAUGGCUGGAAAACGGAAAUCCCAGACAGCGUGCUCGAUUACCAGCUGCUGCCGAUGUCGGAGAAGAUCUUCGAGAUCGCAAUGAAACAUGGCACCAUUCGCGACGUGAUCGCUGACAAGGGUGUUCCAACGUGGGAGGUCAACAUGCUAAAAAGCAUCAUGAGUCAGUUGCAGGUUGAUACUCAGGGCGAGAAUCUUAUGCCUUCCAAGUACAACCAAAUCCCCGAGGGUGAUAACAUCAGUGCCAUGUAUAAAACGAUGGAAGAUUCAGUGGGUGGACGGUGCGAAGUGUCGUACGAUAUAAAUCCACUUUCUGAAUACAUCAUGUCACAGAAAUCCCAAUAUUUAUUGAACCCCGAGCUCGUGGCCGACCAGAACGCCAUUGACAUCGUAAAGACGAAGAAUUACACGAACUGCGAGCAACGGAUGAGCUACCAUUUUGGGUUUACCGGCUCUAGUCGGUGGGACCCUUCGACCAAUGAAAACAGCGAAUUUAUGUCGAGAUCUUCGAUAAGUCGUAUCAUUAUCACUGGAAAUCUCAAGACUUUUACGAUCCAAUCAUCCGUCGUAACAGACAAAGUAGUUUUAAGUCCUAAUUUUCAUGAGAACGAGAAAGGCAUGGUAGGCAGCAGAGUUAACGUAACACUCCUGAAGAUGAGCCCCAUGCCGACAGAGUCGUGGAUCACUCCCACCAAUGCAGAAUCUACUGGUAAUCUCGUCUACACUUACAACAAUCCAUUCCCCGCUCCCGGCGAAGGUCGUCGUCCAGGGAAAUCUCACUUGGCAGAUGAUAACAGCGCUGAACGUUUCCAUAAUAUUGAACAGAUGGACGCCGCAGAUCAUUACAGUUCGAAGCGAACGGAUGACAGUUCCGAUUCCCUGGAGAACAUCGAGCAAGGGAAAUCCUAUUGGCAACCGCUACCAACGAUGAAUGAACCUGCGUCCAUACCUUUGCUCCCGUUCUUCAUCGGUCAUCGUGGGGAAUCAACUGAGAAAUCCAGCAAAAUCGACGUUGUUGCGACCGUCAAGAGUCUUGCCAGGCAGAUCGGCAGUGAGCUUCAAAAUCCUAGCAACAUCACCGAGGAACAAACUCUGGAUAAAUUCACCACCCUCGCUAGAUUGAUUCGUACGAUGAGCACCGAGCAACUCGCCGAGGCACAACUUCAACUCGGUCAGAAUCCCAAAGAGCUUCAAGCCGGGGUGCACCGUGAUGCUUGGACAGCUUUCCAAGCUGCUCUUGCUCAGGCAGGCACUGGGCCUGCUCUCGUGACCAUUAAGCGGUUGAUAAAGGAAAAGAAGCUGGCGGGCGCCUCAGCGGAGCGGGUCGUCGGCGUACUUUCAAAGACUGCGAGAAUACCAACACCAGAAUACUUGGACGUUUUUUUCCAAAUGAUCACUAUGCCUGAAAUCACCGGGCAGGAAGAUCUCGACGCGAGCGCUUUAUUAGCGUUCGCCGAACUGAUUCGUUAUUCCGGAGUGAAUCGUGCCAGCGCUCACAAUCGUUAUCCGGUACACAGUUUUGGUCCACUUUCGCCAAAGGAGAAUCCCGCCAUUGGCAAUGUUUACAUUCCAUAUAUGUCUGAACAACUGAGGAGUGCCAUGGACGCGAGUAAAGUCUCCAAAAUUCAUAUGUUCAUUUGGGCACUGGGUAGCACGGCUCAUCCUAAAGUUCUCAGUGUAUUCGAGCCCUAUCUCGAAGGAACGUACAAAGCAUCAACUUUCCAGAGGCUUUUGAUGGUAGUGUCGUUGAAAAAGCUGGCUAUUCUUGAUCCCUCACUGGUGCGUGGGGUGUUGUACAGAAUAUAUCAAAACACCGCUGAGACCUACCAGCUCCGUUGCGCGGCGGUAUCGCUCAUUGUGUCAACAAAUCCUCCAGCGAGCAUGCUCCAAAGAAUGGCGGAAUUCACGCAUUACGAUGUCAGCAAGCAGGUCACCGUUGCGGUGAAAACAGCCAUUGAAUCGGCCAGUGAACUCAGCACACCCGAAUUUCAAGACCUUGCGACAAAAGCUCGCAACGUUUUGUCUCUCUUGAAAAAGGAUAUCGGUGGUUCUGAAUACUCUGAUGUUACGUUCUACGAUUACGUAGCUGAGGAGAUGAACAUUGCUUCGACCGGAAACAUCGUUAGUAUUGGAAGCGAGGACAGUAUUUUGCCUCAAGCGGUCUUCACAUCCCUGAGAACGAUGUAUGGCGAUUUCAAAAUGCUACCUGAAGAAGUGGGCUUCAUGAUAUCAAGUUUCAAGGACUUGUUCAAGGGACUCGGGCGUGAGUGGCGGAGCGGUGAGGAUUCGAAAAAGGAGAAUCCGCAUAACUUCUUUGCGCCGGAAAGAAUUGCAAAGAUCUUGAAUUUUGAAACUGGUUUCAAGGACAAAUUCGAAGCUGUCUGGUGGUUGAGUGAUUCAUAUGAGAACUUUUUUUACUCCUUAGACGAGCAGAGUUUGUCCCGCCUCUCGGAUGAUAUAAAAAAGACAAUCGCUAAUGCCGGGGAAGGUCAAGAAUUUGACGAAACCACCUUCCAGUCCAACGACGUAACGCUCAGUUUUCCCUUGGAAUCCGGAUUGCCAUUUUUCUACUUUUUCAAAAUGCCAUCCGUAUCGAAAGUGUCCAGUUCAAUGACGGGAUUCAGCGAUUCAAAAACUAUAGAAGGAUCCUUGAAUCUCACUCUCUUGUACGGUAUUCAACUUCAAUCGAGAUUCGGUGCUAUCGCGCUUUGGGAAAAUCAACAGUAUGUGGCUGGCGUGAAUCAAGACUAUCAGAUAUACUUACCUAUAAGUGCGACAGUCACGUACGACGAUGCGAAGAAACAAACGUCGCUGAAAUUGGAGCCGAUAAACAAAAACGAGAGAUACACAGUGAUGGAAUCUCGUACUGUUCCUUACACCUCCAGAUUCAGCGUCCUCAGUACGUCUCCUGUAAUCACAGAGUCGGAAACCAACGUCUUAACUAAAGGCGAAGUAUGGAAAAAAGAUGCUGGUAACCAUCCGUUCAGAACCCCAGCAUUUAACGUGGAAAUCGAGUCAGAAUUUGACACUUAUUCACUCACAAGUCCCCAUGAAGAUGUUUGGAAGAAGAAUCCGAUUCUCCGUUUCGGACUCGGGCUGGGAAGAGACACUAUCGAGUAUUACAAAACUACGGUUUAUGUAACGCCGCAUCCGGCAAGCUCACAGUCCUUCACAUUGUCUGCCUCGUACGAAACUCUUUUGGACGAUUCGAUGAAACGCAAUGAGAAGAAAAGCGAGACCUUCAAGGAAAAAUCUUUGCAACCGAAAGAUCCGACAAUGAAAGAUCCUAAGCGAAGAAAGCAGCUUCUCGAAGAAGUAGCUUGGGGUAUUGUGGGAGCAGAGGCUUUCGUCGCAGACAUAGGUGUCGAGCUGCCCGGACAAGAGAACAUGAAGCUAGUGAUGACCGUGGCUUAUGCAGACAGCAAGGUCGAUGAAAAAUCUCAGGGCCUUGUGUAUUUGAGGCUCAACAAUUACGGGGAUUCUGGCGAGGUUUGCAUCCGCCUGGAAUCCGAAUCGCUCAAAGCCUCCAUCUUCGACAUGGAAGUCGCUGGAAAAACGCGGCCAAAAUCUACGUGGUUCAACAUCGACGUUCGCGCCGGUCCAACUUGUCCGCCAACUUCUAUCAUUCAGAUCAUGGUCAAUCAAUCCCAGAGCGAAAGCUAUCGGAAAGCUAUGAAAGAAUCGCCUUCCGCUAGCGAAUGCUUGAAUGCAACGACUGGAGGCCGGUUAGCCACAACUGCUUGUCGGGAAUUGAAUGACAAGAUGUCCACUAUGGACGAAGCUGAGAUGACUGUCAGGUUUGGUGAUUAUGCUGAUUCUGCCAAGGUCGCAUUGUCACAGCUCGUUGAAACUCGACUUCAAAAGAUUAAUUCCGCAAUUUUCUAUCGAGGAAUGCAAUAUAACCACGGUUUGGACGACAACACUCUAGAGUUCACCAUGGUCACUGAUCCGUUGGAUAACACUGGUACAUUCAUGUAUCGAUCGACCGAAAAUCAUGUGCAGAUACCUGCAAUUGACUUGAGUUCCUGGCUCUCCAUUAGUAAAUGGCUCUCAAACGUUGACCCUGAUCUUUCACCAAUUGAGCGUAUGGACUUGAAGCUCAACGGUUUGUCUGCCAGUGAACGAACGUGUAUCAUCGACACUAAUUCAGCAACAACGUUCGACCAUAGCACAUACCCACUCGAUCUUGGGACAUGUUGGCACGUCGUUUUGAGUACAAAUCCCUUUGACACGGAAGCGUCUCCUUGGAGCUGGAAGCCCAGGAAAGCCGUGGAGCUUUCGAUCGUUGCUCGAGACGCCGAGGACAAGAAAAAAGAAUUUUUAAUAGUUUUCGGAAAUACGGAACUCCGGUUGAAACCCUCGAAAAAUGGAAUAGUCGCGAUCGUCGAUGGAGCCGAGAUUAAUUUUAUUGACACACCAAUAUACAGACACAAGAUUGGAGAGAGUAUCGAGUUCGAGGUUUUUUCACGGCCAGACGAUUCCAUCAAAGUAACCUCUUCCAAAUUCGAUAUUGACGCCAUUUACAAUGGACAGGACCUUCGCAUAAAGGCAUCAGACUACUAUCGAAAUGAAGUCCGAGGUCUGUGCGGCAAUUACAAUGGGGAUCCGGAAGAUGAUUUCGUCAAUCCAAAACAGUGCUUCGUCGAAAAGUGGGAAGAGUUCGUUGCAUCGUAUGCUCUUUUAAGGGACGAUUGUCAAAGCGUGGCCCAAGACAGGUCGAACCAACUUGACAAGGAGACUGAGUGUCGUCGCAAGGUCAUUCGGCCUAAUAAUGUGAUCACCGAUUGGGAGGCAGGGCGGAGGAAUCGCAGCUUCGGAUCAAGCAGCUGGGGAUAUCACCCGACAAAAUCUCGUAUUUAGACGGAAAAGGUGGGCAAGGAGCUGUCACGUUGUGGAACAUCGUAGAGGAGCUACCUUAAUUUGAAACUCUUGCCAAUUUAACAGCCGCCAAUAUAGUGGUUAAUCAAAUUGUCAUUUUGAUUGACGAUUCAAGAAAGCUUUUUGUCGAAGAUUGUAAUUAUUCGUAUUCAUGAAAAUUGGCGAAAGCAGAAUAAAUAAUGAAUCCCGAAAAA
Venturia canescens is the source of this 5427-nucleotide messenger RNA. RefSeq names its product vitellogenin-like (gene Vg). The record is from RefSeq and is a predicted model, not a curated record. NCBI's taxonomy places the organism in Eukaryota, Metazoa, Arthropoda, Insecta, Hymenoptera, Ichneumonidae. The coding region runs from base 2 to 5215 and encodes 1737 amino acids. The transcript is spliced from 6 exons. Gene Ontology annotation, biological process: lipid transport. Gene Ontology annotation, molecular function: lipid carrier activity.